This is a messenger RNA of Ictalurus furcatus (blue catfish), 11872 nucleotides long. RefSeq names its product E1A binding protein p400 (gene ep400). The transcript is spliced from 52 exons. The record is from RefSeq and is a predicted model, not a curated record. Lineage: Eukaryota; Metazoa; Chordata; Actinopteri; Siluriformes; Ictaluridae. Gene Ontology annotation, molecular function: ATP-dependent chromatin remodeler activity; ATP binding. The coding region runs from base 1080 to 10169 and encodes 3029 amino acids.
AGCUCAUUGGUUGAUAGCUAGAAUUCUUCUCUCCGAUUGGUUCGAGCUUCUGUCAAUUACUAUCAAGGCCCGCCCUUUUAAACAAGAGUAUUUCCGGGUAACGGGGGAAUUAAAGGAAGUGGCCGAUAAUUAAACAAGCUGUUUUUUAAAUCCUACGCUUAUGUCGAUUAGACAUACGGUGCAGUAAAUAUGGCUCAAAAGUCACGAUUUUUAUACGUUUUAUGACAUCAAGCACAUAAUUAUUUACGAAUAAGCCGCUGGGUGAGCUGGUGCGCAUGCGCAGUGUGAACAGCUUGACAGUAGUAGCUAGCGCUCACCAUGAUACACACAGCGCCGCCGCGACGCUUUUUAUAAACUCGGAGUGGUUUUUGUUUUGUUUUCUUUUAUUUUUUUUGGCUGUUCUGGUGUCAGUACAGCUUUAUAUACAGCCUGGGGAUUAUUAUAACACCGAAUGGUGCGCGCGUGGGACAGCUAAUUAGUUGUAAGUCCUGGUGAAUUUGGUGUAUGAUUGCUAGGUUGCUAGCGGUGUGUUUAUUACCACGGCUUGUUUUUACCUCGCGAGCGCAUAAUAGAAAACGCCACCGCUGCUUUGUUUAUUUGUGUUAUUCGGCCCACGUUGUAGCUUAAUGUCUUCAACUGCGAUAUUAUAAACGUAGUUUAUAAGAGUAAAAACGGCUGAAAGCUAAAAUGAAAAGAUAGGUUUUGUUUUUGUUUAAUUUUGCUAGCUGGUUGCUAGCCGCUAGCUUGGAGGCUAUUGAGGUACAGAUAAGCGGACCUAGCAUGCUAGUCACAGUGAUAACAAUGAGUAGAUGCGGGGGGUGUGUAAUAUAAUUUAAGAUAAACGUAGUGUUUUAUGUUAAACAUGAAGAUGUUCGUAUGAUUGUUUUACUCUGUAUAUGUUGCAUGUGGAAUUAAUGAAUAAUAAUCUACAUGGAAUAAACGAUACUCUAGAUCUGUGCUGCAUAUGGAUAAUUAUUGUGUGUAUUAUAGAGUAAUGUAAUUGUUUGUUUGUCUCGUUUUGUUUUUAAGGGUGCCAUUAUUAUUGUUAUUUUUAAUCAACACUGUGUCCGUGCCACGCGAUGCACCAUGGAGGAGGUCCACCAAGUGCACAACGAAAUGCUCAGAGAUCCAAAUCCUUCACGAGCUCGGAAGCAGACGAACAGCAACCGAUCACAGUCACGCAGCAACAAGCCGUGGCUCAUCCGCAGUCGCCGGUGACGACGUUCACCACGGCGGCGAGCCCCGUGGUCUCGGCUCCUCAGUCCCCUAACUACCAGAUCAUCGUGAGUCGAAGCCCCGUGGCUGGCCAGAACAUGAACAUCACCUUACAGAACGUGGGGCCCAUGGUCUCCGCGAACCAGCAGAUCACGCUGACGCAGCUGCCCCUGCAAAAUCCGGCUUCUCAGCACCAACCUCCUCAGCGGAGGUUCGACCACAGCUCGUCUCCGUACCUCCAAGUGGCUUCGCCCCAUCCUGCGCCUAUUCAGCCUCAGAGUCCGACACAGCACAGCCCCGGCCCACUGCAGGCCGUGACCAGGCAGGGUGCCGCUCUUGGGGUGUGCGCGCAAAGCCCUACGCGUUUCGUCGAAGCUGGAAUCGUGUUGCGUCAGAUUAACCUCAGUAGUCCUCCCGGAAGCGGACACUUCGUGUACCAGGAUAACACAGGCUUGGCUCAGCUGGCUCCGACGACGGUCGGUACGGUGCAGCUGGCGUCUCCUGCCGGGACGCCGGCGUCCGUGAGGGAGAGACGCCUCUCUCAGCCGCACUCUCAGACCGGCGGCACCAUCCAUCACCUGGGCCCGCAGAGUCCCGUGGCGUCCGGAGCCGCUCUUCCGGCCUUAGCCAGCCCCGGUCACAUCACCACGUCCAACCUCCCUCCUCAGAUCAGCAGCAUCAUCCAGGGGCAGCUUCGGCCCGUCGUCGCAGGGGUCGCGGCGUCCGGAAUGACUUCCUUCGGCGCCGUCCCUCCUUCCAGUCCUUCUCGGAGUACCGCGAACCCCCCGCCGACUCCCAAAAAGGUCCAGCCCAAGAAGCUGGAGGAGAUAGCACCCCCUAACGCCGAGGUGGCUCAGCUGAGGAAGCAGUGUUUGGAGCAUCACACCAAGAAGAUGGACGGCCUGAAGGACGUGUUCAAGGACUACCUGAUCGAACUCUUCUUUCUGCAGCACCUGCAAGGCAACAUGAUGGACUACCUGGCCUUCAAGAAGAAGCCGUGCGUGCCGCUCUUCACCUACCUGAGGCAGAACGAUCUCGACCUCGAGGACGAGGAGGAAGAAGAAGAACAAUCCGAGGUCAUCAACGACGAGGGCCACUGUGCGAGCGUUGUAUGUACGUCUGUUUCUAUGACAACCACUCAGGUGAAAGUAGUGACAGGAAAGGACGGUCAGACGGUGACGCCCGUCGCCAUAUCCACCCAGCUCCCGCCGAACGUCUCGGCGGCGUUUUCCACGCAGCCGCAGUUUCAGGCUCAUCCUGGUGCUCCAGGUUCCAAUCCCGUGGACAUGGAGGCCUUCAAACGGCAGCAGGCUUUGGCUCAAGCAGGUGGCAUGCCCCCCACCCCACAAGCAGUCCAGAUAGGGGGGCAGAACCAGAACCAGCAGCAGUACGACCCAUCCAAAGGCCCUCCGGUGCAGAACGCCGCCAGCCUCCACACCCCUCCACCCCAGCUGCCAGGCCGGCUUCCCCAGGCCACGCUGCCCAUGGCUGCUUUGCCUCUAGCUCUGUCUCAGGCUCAGCCCGUGGUGUUGGAGCAGCAGCAGUGCCAGGUGUCAGCCGGGCAGCUCCAGGCCCAGGUGAAGCUGCAGGGGGCAGGGGCUGUGCUGGCUGCAGUGAACCCACACCCACAGCUGCAGAUGCAGCUCCAAAUACAACAGCAAACGCAGCCGGUCAUGCAGCCAGGACAGGCCACCGUCGCGCUCGUCCGGCCCGGAGCGGAGACGUCCCAGCCCGCUCAGCGUCUGAUGUCCAACCCCCUGUCCUCCUCCGUCAUGUCCGCCGCACCUUUAUCCUCCUCCCUGCCCUCCCCUCUCCCGUCCACCCCGGUCCGGACCCCUGCGCCUCACACGCUCUCCCCCGCCUCGCACUCCAAACUCACGGCCUCCAACGGCACUUCGGCGCUGAAGCUCUCCACGCUGAGCCAGGGCUCGGUUCCUAACAGCGGCGCCCAGGAGAGCUCCCAGGACAAGCAGGCAGAGCAGGCUAAACUGGAGAGCCAAGUGCAUCAACGCGUUGCUGAGCUGAGGAAGGAGGGACAGUGGUCCGCUAGCCGGCUGCCUAAACUGCAGGAAGCCAGCCGGCCCAAAUCUCAUUGGGACUACCUGCUGGAGGAGAUGCAGUGGAUGGCUGCCGAUUUUGCCCAGGAGAGACGCUGGAAAAUGGCCGCCGCCAAAAAGCUGGUGCGCACCUGUGCCCGCUACCACGUCGAGGUGAGGAAGGCCGAGGAGAGGAAGAAGAUGGAGGAGGAGCUGAGGUUGAGAAACAUAGCCAGCGUCAUCGCACGUGAGGUGGACUACUUCUGGUCCAACAUCGAGCAGGUUGUGGAAAUCAAACUGCAUUUGGAGAUCUUGGGCAAAAGACAGAAAGUGCUCAGGCUGCAGAAAUCAGGGACCAAAGGACAAAGCAGUAAAUCUUCUCCAGCUUCAGGAAAGAAGGACAGUCGAGUGGAGUCCGGGAGCACCACCCGCAAGAGGAAGACGAGCACGUCCCUUUCUGACCAAGAGGCUGAAGAUGAGGAGAGCACUAUAGAGGAGCAGGAGGCUGUGGAAGUAGCUUCUGAGCAAAAAGAGGAGCUCGCCGAGCUCGCCAAGGAAGCCGAGGUGCCGUUGGAGGCUUUGGUAAAGAAAUACGCCGGUGCGUAUGCCGAGGGAUUCGCGUGGCCACAGCCCGCCUGCCAGAGCGAGGACGAGGAGAGAGAUGAAGUCGAAGACAUGGAUAGCUGUCCGCUGGACAGCCCGCACGAGGCAGUUCUCAUCGACACGCUCCUGAGCGACGAGCAGUACCGCGGACCCGAACGGAGCAACGGUGCCGCCGGAAACGGUGCCGACGGGAAACCCAUGAAGGAUAUCGCAGAAGUGUCCCGGGCGACGGACCUGAUCCUGCCCAAAGGCAGUGCUCGGACUACGCCGACCACUCGUCUUCCCAUGCCGUCCCUCCUUCACGGCUCUCUGAGAGAUUACCAGCUGGUGGGUGUCGAGUGGUUGGCUAACCUGCACCGAAAACACCUCAACGGCAUUCUGGCAGACGAGACCGGACUGGGCAAGACCGUCCAGACUGUGGCCUACCUCGCACACCUGGCCUGUCACGAAGGUAUAUGGGGCCCUCACCUGGUGGUGGUGAGAACCUGCAAGCUGCUAAAUUGGGAAAUGGAGUUCAAGCGCUGGUGCCCGGGCCUCAAAAUCCUCUCGUACUUGGGUGGCAAGCGAGAGCGCAGAUACAAACGAUCGUGGUGGUCCGAGCCCAACGGCUUCCACGUGUGCCUUACGUCGUACAAGCUGCUCCUGAAAGACCAGGCUCACUUCCUGAAGAGGCGCUGGAGGCACCUGGUGCUGGACGAAGUGCAGCUGAUCAAGAACAUGACCGAGAAACACUGGGAAACCGUCUUCACACUCAGGAGCCAGCAGAGGAUCUUGCUGAUCAACAGCCCUCUACAGAACACUCUGAGAGAGCUGUGGACCAUGAUCCACUUCCUCCUGCCUGGGAUCACUCGCUCGUACCUGGACUUCCCCAUCAAACCCGGCGCAGACCAGAACCAGGACUACUGCCACAAACUGCUCAUCAGACUACACAGGAUGAUUCAGCCCUUCAUCCUGCGUCGCUCCAAGAGGGACGUGGAGAAGCAGCUGCCUAAGAAGUACGAGCACAUCCUGAAGUGCCGGCUCUCCUCCAGACAGAAGAGCAUGUACGAGGACAUCCUCACGCAGCCCAGCGCUCAGGAGGCUCUUAAGACGGGACACUUUGUAAGCGUGCUGCAGGUUCUAAUGCAGCUGCAGAGGAUCUGUAAUCACCCAGAUUUGAUCCAGAUCAGAGAGACUGCCAGCUCAUACACAUGCCAAAGCCUGCAGUAUAACACGCCAUCUUUACUGCUCACAGCUCUGCAGAAGGACCAGUGGAAGACCGUGGACUUGUCCCUUUUCGACCUGAUCAAUAAUGAAGGCAGACUGACCCGCUUCGAGACGACCAAGGUCCUUCCCAAACUCAGACUGAGUCAGCAGCUCAUCGAGGAGAUCCACAGCGCACCCGACCCACCACCCAGACCCAAACCCUGCAAGAUCAAGCCCAUGAGGUUGUUCCAGCCAGUGCAGUACGGGACGAAACCGGAGGGGCGUCUCGUGCCCCUGGUCAACACUGCGCAAGGCCAGCGCUCCACUGCUACCACCACUGCUACCCCCACCACCACUUCUACCCCUACUGCUGUCGCUCAGAACACCCAGGCCAGGGGCAAAUCACCUGUUACUACCACCUCGUCCACUCAGGCCAGCAGCACACCGGGACUUGCUGUUGCAGCUGCCCCCUCUACUGCCACUUCUACCCAUGUGGCUUUAGGUGUAGCAGGGGUGGGUGCUGUAGCCCCCAGACCUGCUGUCACCCCUCAGCCUCUAUCCACCCACCCCCUGCUGCCCCAGAGGCUACUCCUCAGCUCCCAGGCCCAGGCUCGCUUGCCUAGUGGAGAUGUGGUGAAAGUGGCUCAGUUGGCGUCGAUAACGGGCGCCCAGAGUCGGAUCGCGCAGACCGAGACCCCGGUCACGCUGCAGUUCCAGGGCAAUAAGUUCACGUUGUCACCCAGCCAGCUGCGUCAGCUCACCACAGGACAGCCUCUCCAGCUCCAAGGUAACAUCCUGCAGAUCGUAUCGACCCCGGGGCAGCCGAUCCUCAGGCCGCCGAGCUCCUUGGUGAUGCAGCCGAUGCCCCAGCCCGUUCCUGUUCAGAACUCCACGGGCCCUCAGGCGGCCCUCCCUCCGGCCACCCCUGCGCCUCCACAGGCCGGUGUGGCUGCUGGUGCUAUGGGUACGACGUCUACCCCCGCUGACGCCGGAGGCAACGCGAAACCCUCCACCAACGCCGCACCACAAGAGUCGAGCGAGGAGAGGAACAGGCAGCUGAAGGAGCGUCUGAGUCGUCUGUUCGCCGUUAACGAGCGGCGCGUUCAGCGUUCCGUCCUGUACGGGGCCGACCUUCUCGAAGCCUGUUCCGUGACCGGGGGACGCGCUCUUCCCGCUCCUCCUCCUCCUCCUCGUCCUCUCCCUGCUCCCGAGCACUCGCGCUGGUCCUGGGUGGGCAGAGACGCCUGCCUGAAGGCCCAGCAGAACAACAUUUACACGACACACUCGCUUCGAUUGGCUCUUCGCUCCCAUACAGAGAGAUCGCAGGAAGGAGACAGCCUCGUCAAAAGGCUGUCGUGUAUUCUUCCUGCCUCUGUAGCUCCGCCCCCUCAGCUUUACGCAGCCAACCCGCCGCCGCCAUACAGUCUGGAGCAGAAGUUGUUUGUCCGCCACUUGCGGGAAGUCUCCGCCCCCUAUGACCCGGAGAUCCGCGCUCUGGCCCGCCCGGCUACGUUUGAGCUCCCUGAUAAACGGCUGCUGGAAACGGAUUCAGGUAAGCUGGAGGCGUUGUCUAUCCUGCUGCACAAGCUGAAGGCAGAGGGCAGGAGAGUCCUCAUCUUCACUCAGAUGGCCAGCAUGCUGGAUCUCCUGGAGACCUUUCUGGAUCACCGACAUUUUACGUUUGUACGCCUGGACGAGAGCCUCUCCCACCACGAGAGACAGGAUCAGAUCAAGGCGUUCAACCGCAACAGACGGUUCUUCUGUGCCGUCCUGACCAAUCGUUGCUGCUCUGCAGUCGGCCACGUGUUCGACGCGGACACGGUCGUGUUCUACGACACGGAUCUCAACCCCAGCAUGGACGCCCGUACGCAGGAGUGGUGCGACAAAGUCGGACGCUCCAAAGACAUCCACAUAUACAGGCUGGAGAGUGGAAACUCUAUAGAGGAGAAACUACUGAAGAACGGCACCAAGGACCUGAUCAGAGAAGUGGCAGCACAAGGCACGGACUACACACUCGCCUUCCUCACGCAGCGCACCAUCCAGGACCUGUUUGAAGUAGAAGCUGGAUGUGGAGAGAAGGUGGAGGAGUUCGUCGUGCUGCAUCAGGAACCCUCUCCGUCAGAAUCCAUCCCUCCGCACGUCGCCCGGCCGUACAUCCAGGCCCUCAACGCCAUCGCUCUGCAGACGCUUCACCCGGAGCAGGGGCCGGAGAUGAAACAGCUAGAGAAACGAGAGGAGCGAAUGGAGCCGGGGGACGAGGGCGAGGUGACGGGCGAGGCGUCUCAGCUGGAGGAGCUGGCGUCCGUCGUGGAACAGCUAACUCCUAUCGAGAAAUAUGCGCUUCAGUACCUGGAGUACCUUCACGUCAGCGAAGACGAGGCCGUUGUUAAGGAGCGUAUAGAAGCUGCUAAACGAGCCUGGGAGCUGCGGCAGAAGCGAAAGCGCGAAGACGAGGAUCGGGCUACUCUGGAAGACGACGAAGACCUCUUCACCUACACCCGAGAGGACGCGUACAACAUGGAGUACGUGUUCGAGUCGGCAGACGGUCAGACAGAAAUUAUGCCGCUGUGGACGCCACCGACGCCACCUCAGGACGAUAACGACAUCUACAUCGACUCCGUCAUCUGCCUCAUGUAUGACUCCGCCCCCAUGCCAGAGUCCAAGCUGCCCCCGGUGUACGUCCGCAAAGAGCACAAGAGACCCAAGAUGGACCCGUCUGCCUUGGGCCGUAAGAAGAAGAAGGGUCAUGGCGAGGCGGUGAUCCCCCCGCGGUCGCUCUUCGAUAAGGCGAGUAUGUUGAAGGUGCGGCGAGAAGGAAAGGACCAGAAGAAGAACUUCUCUCUGAAGCAGCAGGCUCCGUUCGCCAAGCCGCUGCCCUCGCUGGUCAAACCCACCAUGGAACCGGGACAGGACAAUCCAGAGUGGCUCAUCAGUGAAGACUGGGCUCUGCUGCAGGCAGUGAAACAACUGCUCGAGCUGCCUCUGAACCUGACCAUCGUGUCUCCGGCUCACACGCCAAACUGGGACUUGGUGAGCGACGUGGUGAGCUCCUGCAGCAGGAUCUACCGCUCGCCGAAACAGUGCCGCAGCCGCUACGAGAACGUCAUCAUCCCCCGUGAGGAGGGCAAGUUAAUUUACGAAGCUAAUCCCAAGAAGAAGACCAAGAGCAUCUAUAAGACGAAGAACAGCCGUCCCCUGCGCACGUGUCAGAUCUACACCCAGGACGACAACGCCACCCAGAUCCAGCUCUACAACAACCGCUUCGAGCUCAUGAAGAUCAUCGCCAGCAAGAGGAGUCCUCCAAUAAAACCUCUGCUGGGUAUGAAUCCGUUCCAGAAGAACCCCAAGCAUGCUUCCGUCUUGGCUGAAAGUGGGAUCAGCUAUGAUAAACCCCUGCCUCCUAUCCAGGUGGCCUCUCAGAGAGCAGAGAGAAUCGCUAAAGAGAAGAAGGCUCUGGCAGAGCAGCAAAGGGCUCAGCAGUUAGCUCAGCAGCAGCAGGCAGCCGGUGCGGCCCCAGGGACGCCAGGGGCCACCGCUCAGCCACAAGCCCAGCCACAGGCCGCUACCACUGGGCUCCAGACCGCUGGAGUUCCUCAGGGCACCCAGCAAGGAGCUGCCACUGUCCCCAACACUGCUGUGCUGGCCGGAGCUAUCAAGACCGCCGCUGCUGGCACAGGCAUUCAGACAGCAGCUGCAGUGGGAGGAAACGUGAUCGUGAACACCGUAACCAGUGUUCCUGCAGGCCAGUUUCAGGGAAACAAGCGGCUCGCUUCUCCCGUCCUUACCGCAGCUAUACCUGCUGCAGGUGCUGCUACAGCUCAGGUGGUUCACGCCCAGCAGAGGGCUGUCGCUUCUGCCCCCGCAACCACCCCUGCUGAGGUCGUCGCCAUAGCAACUAACCAGGGUGUUCGUGCUGUUACCCCGGUGACCGCCUCGACUGUGGCUCAGGUGCAGUCACGCGCUCUCAUGGCUCAAGGGAUGCAGACGAAGCAGAUCGCCCAGGCUCAACUGCAGCUCCUCAGGCAGCCGCCGCCGCAGCAGCAGGCUGGUUCUCCUCAGAUCAAAACAGUGAACAAACCACAACAGAUGCAUAAGCAGAAGCUGCAGGUAGUGGCUGCUCAGGGCCAGCAGGCUGCCGUUACCCAGCAGCCCCAGCAGGUCCAGGCCGCUCCGACACCGCAGCCCAGCACGCAGCUCACCGCGGUGGCUGCUGUUACCAGAGCUGGAGCCGUGCUCACCGGGACCGCUGCCCCUAACCUGCAGGUGGCCAGACUGACGCGAGUCGCGGCUCCCGGCACCGUCCCGGCGCAGGCGGGUCAGACGGCCCAGGUGACUCUGACCAAACCUCCUCCAGUGGUGUCUGUGCCGGCUGUAGUGUCGUCCACCGGAGUCACCACCCUACCAGUGAACAUUGCCGGAUACAGCUUAGGACAGCCCCCAAAAGCAGUGGUAGGUCCGUACCAAGUUCAGCAGUUGUUGCAGCGGCAGAAGCAGCAGCAGGCAGCAGCGCAACAGAAAGCAGCGCAACCACAACAGACACAGGCUGGAGUGCAGCAGAAGUUGGCGACUCAGCAGGCGGUUCAGGUGGCGGGUCAGGGCCCGCAGAAGGUGACGUACGCGACCACGGCACAGCUGCAGCAUGGCAUUAAGCCCCAGUUCUUCACUUCUGUCUCGAUGCAGAAAUCUGCCACCACACCGCAGAUACAGGUCACUAAACUUCCUCAGAUAGUACAAUCGCAGAUAGUGUCCUCGCCCCAGCAGAUCCAGGUCCAGCCUCAGACGGUGACUCUGACCCAGGCGCCUGCCGCGGCCGGGUCGUCUCCUCAGGCUCCGAUGCCGGUGAACCCCGCAGGCUCCGCCCCUGCUACACAGGUUGUCCAUCAGAAACUCCUACAACAGCAGCAGCCACAACAGCAGUUGGUUACCGCGGCAGCUCCUGCCUCCUCCCCUCAGAUCCCAGUCCCAGCUCCUCAAAGCCCCGCCCAGCAGCAGAGCUCGGCGGUGACCCCUGCAGCCGACGCGUCGGUACAGCAGCCUGGAACGCCGCAGCCUCAACCGGGCAAAGGGAACGCACGCGCAGGAACCGCCAUGCGUGCCAAAACGCCCGCCAAACCCAGCGGAGGCAGCUAGACACACACACACACACAAAAUAUCUUCUCAGAGGUGUGUGUGAGUUCAUUCAGUAGACAUUCAUCGUGUGCGUUCCUGCCCAGUGUCGUCAUCAAUGUCUCGUUAAGCAAAACACCUCGGCAGAGACACUCUGGACAGGAGCACAACAGGCUUUUUAACUCUCUCUCUUUCUCUCUCUCUCUCACACACACACACACACACACACUCUCCACAGUGUGGAAGUUGUUUUACAGGACUCUUACGCUGUAAAAUGCUUGUUUCGUUUUUGUUUUUCUACCGUUCCCGCCUUUCUGUGUUUGUACACGCGUUAACGUUACACGUUUAAUAUCCUCGGAAGAACAUUCGAAAGAGUCCGUAAGUAUUUCCGUCAUGGGGUGAGCGCUUCGUUCUGGGUUGGGGUUUUUUUUUUUUUUUGGCGGUAAAUCGUCGCGAUCGUAGACGUCCUGACGAUUCUAGAGCGCCUGUAAAACUGUCAAACUGCGGCACAUCGCUGAUUGGAUGUCAGCCCGUAACAUUUAUACGUUUUCUCUAGGUCGAAUUCUCAAAGCUGAUUGGUUAGAAGGUUUAUUCCUUAUACAUUGCUCACCCCUAACACGUUAACGAUAACGAGCCGAUCCGAUGAAUCAGGUGUGUGUGUGUGUGUGAGCAGUUAAAAUAAAAGCCCCCAGGACUCCGUUUACGAUUUUAGAUAUCUCGUGUGUUUGUAGACUUCGUCCUGUUUAGUCGUGGCCGGUCGAGACUAGUCAUGUGUGAACAUCCUGUUCGGGAUGUAGAGUCCGGCUGUGUUUUUGGUAUCGGGAUUAACCAGCGAGCCGGGUUUAUUCGGAACAGAAGUCUUUAGAGCAGUAGAGGUGGGUGGAUGGAUGGAUGGAUGGAUGGAUGGAUGCUCCCGCUCAUCGUUGUUGUUUUUUUUUUUUUUGUAGUGAUUUGUACGGUAGACGUGUCGUAAACGUGAGAUUGCCGUGUUGUUUACUAGAGACGCACCAAUCCAAAGCCAGGAGUAUGAGAUCGCCCCAGGUAUCUCUACGGGGGUGAUUUUUAAAAAGCGCUGACACGAGAAAGAAAGGUUGCGACAUGGACGGAGGUUUAUUCAGUCCCACGCAGAGGUUCGGAGCAAACUUCAAGACAAAUGAAUCGUCAUGGAGGACCCCCGUCCACGUUGCAACCGUCCGUCUUUGCUCCAAAUUUGCUCUAGUAGCCAUUUCACAAACAACAACAACAAUCCUACAUGGUGUGUAAAGAGAAAUGCGAAAGCACGUUUCGGUUAGGUCCGUAUCGCAUAACGUUACGAUAAAAGCAACGGAGUUGGUGCGUCUCCGGUCGUCGCGUGUAUGUGUGUGUGUGUGUGUGUGUGAGGAUGUUAGAUUUAACCAGUCACUGGACGUUUCAUAAUAAACUGCUCAUAAUGUCUCCGAUCAGCAACAGACGGAACGCAAAUGAGGAUUUCUGUUUCGUUUUAUCAGCUGCACUGUAAAGUCGUGUUGGUGUAUCUGUAAUGUCCGGGACUUCCUUCAUCCUUCAUAUAUAUUCGUCUUUUUUGUUUUUGUUUCCGUUUUCUUUUCUUUUUUUUUAUUAUUAUUCAUUCUGAGGAACAAAUGUGUAAAUAACAGAAAGGAAGACAUUUGUAACUGUAAAGCAGUUGUGUUUUCAUUGGAUUUUUUUUUUUUUUUCCAACUCAAUAUAAAGCGUUGUUUUUAUACCAA